UAUCACAGAAGAGGUUGUGUGAUCAAGGCAGAGGGGUAGAGUGCAAGGUGGGGGGAGGGAAGAAGGGCUUGUUUUCCAGUGGUCACCUCCAGGAAAGCUCCCAACCAGAGCCAGGCCCAUGGGUGAGAGCACUUAAAAGAGAUGAGGUGCACGACAUCGGAGAGAGCGAGAGAGAAGAAGAGCCAGGAAAACCAACUUUUAUAUACAGAACCGACAUCAGUGAAGUCCGAGAAGUCGCCAUGGCACUACUGAUGAAUCAGUGGAUAUAUUUGGUUGCUCUAUCACUGACAGUGACCACGAGCCAUGCUUUGAGAAGAAUUGCCCUGAAAAAGAUGCCAUCUAUCAGAGAGACUCUGCAGGAGCUGGGAGUUUCUGUAGAGCAGGUGAUGACUGAGCUGGCCCAGAAGAGCAUAGCUGACACCAACAACGGAACUGUUCCCACGCCGCUAACCAACUAUUUGGAUACGCAGUACUUUGGAGAAAUCAGUAUUGGCUCUCCGGCCCAGAUGUUCAAUGUGGUGUUUGACACAGGCUCAGCCAACCUGUGGGUGCCUUCGCAAAGCUGCUCACCGUUCUCCACUGCCUGUUUUACUCACAACAGGUAUGAUGCUUCCAAAUCCCGGACUUACAUUGAGAAUGGAACAGGAUUUUCCAUCCAGUAUGCCUCUGGAAAUGUCAGGGGAUUCCUGAGCGAGGAUGUGGUUGUGGUUGGUGGCAUCCCAGUAGUGCAAGUGUUUGCUGAAGCCACGGCUCUGUCUGCCAUGCCCUUCAUCUUUGCCAAGUUUGAUGGAGUGCUGGGGAUGGGAUACCCCAACGCGGCCAUUGAUGGCAUAACCCCAGUGUUCGAUCAUAUCAUGUCUCAACACGUCCUCAAAGAAGAAGUUUUCUCCAUCUACUACAGCAGGGACCCAAAACGCUCCCCAGGCGGAGAGCUUGUCCUCGGUGGAACAGAUCCAAAUUACUACACUGGAAGUUUUAAUUAUAUUAACACCAGACAGACAGGCAAAUGGGAACUUACCAUGAAAGGUGUUUCUGUGGGGAGGGAGAUGAUGUUUUGCGCAGAGGGCUGCACAGCUGUGAUCGACACGGGCUCCUCCUACAUCACAGGCCCGGCCUCCUCUGUGUCCGUGCUGAUGAAAACCAUCGGAGCACAGCUGGAUGAAAGUGGAUACAAAGUCAACUGUGAUACUGUGAAGACGCUACCCAGUGUCACGUUCCUCCUCGGUGGCCAGGAAUACUCGCUCACACAGGAGGAUUAUAUAUUAUGGCAAUCACAGAUCGAAGGGGAAGUCUGCACCGUUACCUUCAGGGGCUUGGAUGUGCCGCCUCCUACAGGUCCCAUAUGGAUUUUGGGAGCCAACUUCAUUGCACGCUACUACACAGAGUUUGAUCGCCGCAAUAAUCGGAUAGGGUUUGCCACAGCAGUCUGACAGGAAUUUAAAUAUUCACCACAUUCUUCUGUUUUCUUGUUGUUUUCGUUGCUGUCUCCCGAUGUUUUUAAUUUUAGUCCGGGUCUUCCCUUGCUUGUUUUUUACGUGAACACAUGACCUGAAUAAGUCGUAUUAAAGAAAUUGUAAGGAAUGUCAUCCUCACAUUUCUUGCAUGCAUGCAUGCAUUUCUAUUCUAUAUUUGGGAAUCAGUUGCACUAAACCCCUUCUGAAAUGCAUUCACCAACAAAUACAAUGUUUCUUUCUGUGUGACUUGCUUCUUGUAUUUGUCAUACAGCCACAACCAAAUUAUAUAUAUAUUGUUCUGACGAAAUAAUAAAAUUGAAGUUUCAA
Messenger RNA from Maylandia zebra (zebra mbuna), 1781 nucleotides. It is a transcript of the gene ren, whose product is annotated as renin. Gene Ontology annotation, biological process: angiotensin maturation. NCBI's taxonomy places the organism in Eukaryota, Metazoa, Chordata, Actinopteri, Cichliformes, Cichlidae. Gene Ontology annotation, molecular function: aspartic-type endopeptidase activity. The record is from RefSeq and is a predicted model, not a curated record.